UGAUGCACUGCGCAUGCGCCCAGUGCUCCGCCUUGUUUCACAGGCACAGGAAUAGGGAUCAUCGCCUCGCUCGCGCGGAAACUUGGCCGCUCCAUGUAACAUUACCGAAUCCGGGUUGUGUUGUUUUUGUUUUCAGUCCUCGGUAUGGACUCUCAAAAAGAGGCCCUACAAAGGAUAAUCACCACAUUAGCAAAUAAAAAUGAGGAGCUCCACAAUUUCAUCGAGACGCUGAGUCACCUGCUGGCUGGAGUUCAGGUUAACUCUAGCCAGGUGGUAUCUGACUUAGAAGAGGAGUUCGACACACUGUUCUCUAUCCUGGAAGAGACUAAAGAGAGUAUGACCAACACUAUUAAGCAAGAACAGGCCAGGAAAUCACAUGAACUGCAGAACCAGCUGACUCAGAGCACUAAUGCUUUGGAGAGUGCAGAAGAGUUGCUGGAGUUCGCUCAGCACGCACUGGAUAUCAAAGACGAGCAGGAGUUCACCAAGGCUGCCAAACAGAUCAAAGAUAGGGUGACGAUGGCUCCUGCCUUCCGCCUCACCAUGAAGCCCAAAGCCUCAGACAACAUGACCCACCUGAUGGUGGACUUUUCACAGGAGCGCCAGCUUCUCCAGGGCCUUCGCUUCCUUCCCGUCCCCAGAGCUCCAGAAAUUGAUGUCCAGGAGUGUGUGGUGAUGGACAAUGCAGUGACUGUCAUCUGGAGGAUGCCGGUGGAGGACAGCAAGAUUGACCACUACAUCCUCGAAUACAGAAAAACCAACCACGAGGGUCUGCCUCGGGUCAAGGAUGAGCACCACUGGGAGAUUGUGGACAACAUUAAGAGCACAGAGUACACACUGACGGGGUUAAAGUUUGAUUCCAAGUUCAUGAACUUCCGGGUUCGAGCGUGUAACAAAGCAGCAGCUGGAGAUUAUUCUGAUCCUGUGACACUGGAAACCAAAGCGCUCAACUUCAUCUUUGACUCGUCGUCCUCACACCUGAACCUGAAGGUGGAGGACAGCAGUGUGGAGUGGGACCCACAGGGAGGCAAAGGCCUUGACAGUAAGGUCAAAGGGAAGGAGAACAAGGGCAGUGCACACCUCACUAAUCUGAAGAACAUGACAAGAAGUGGAACUCCAUCUCCGAAGAGAGGGUCGACUGCUCGCUCGCCAGCUCCGAGGGGAGGCAGAGAUCGGUUUACUGGAGAGUCCUACACAGUACUGGGUGACACCAGUAUUGACUCCGGUCAGCACUACUGGGAGGUGAAGGCCCUCAAAGACUGCAAGUCCUAUAGCAUCGGUGUAGCCUAUAAGAACCUGGGCAAGUUCGAUCAGUUGGGCAAAACCAACACCACCUGGUGUAUCCAUGUCAAUAAUUGGCUCCAGAACUCCUUUGCUGCCAAACACAACAACAAGGCGAAGAGUCUGGAUGUGGCAGUACCAGAGAGGAUAGGAGUUUACUGUGACCUAGAUGGAGGUCAGCUGUCGUUUUACAAUGCGGAAAGCAAACAGCUGCUUCACUCGUUCAAGACGAAGUUCACUCAACCUGUUGUGCCGGCCUUUAUGGUGUGGUGUGGUGGCCUGAGCCUGUCGACUGGGUUACAGGUUCCCAGUGCGGUUAGAAGCUUCCAGAAGGCUGAAAAUGGGCUGGCGGGAUCAAACAGCAGUCUGAACAGCAUGGCACAGUAAUCUAAGCUCAGAAACGAUGAAUUCUGUUUCAUGCUGAUUUAGGACUAGCUUCCUGUGUAAUCCAUCCCUAAUCAGCAGCAAAGAGCAACCUGUAUGAACAGCCCAUGACCUUGGACCCCACUUCCUGCUUCCUGCUUCCUGGGGAAUACAUCAUCCAGCAUUGGAAUACUGUGAAGCAUCAUGGGAAAUUAAAUCUGUCACUGGCAAGCCUAGAUUUCUCCAAGAUAAGGAGAGCUGCCUCUUUCUCUGUCUUUCUGUUUCUUCUUUGAUAAGAAAUCCUAGCAGCUUUAUCAGGGAUUAGCUGAGUGCACUUUUUUCCCUUACUAAUUUUAGGUUGAAUUUGUUUUUCUUGUUUUUGUAAUGAUUUAUAUCUGACACAACUUUACUCCUGGUAUGACAGAUUCUGUCCUUUAUGCUUUGAUUUGUCGUAUUACUUUUCAUGACUUGUGUACAUUUUUUUAGUUUAGUGUCUAUGUAUGUGUGAGUACGGCCUGUGAGCGUGGGUGACCAUUACCUCGUGUCUGCGCAAAGGUAUUUUUCCUUGAACUGUCAAAAUCCUUUUACCGUUUGAACUAUGAAGCCUGUAGUUUUUUUUA
Pangasianodon hypophthalmus (striped catfish) is the source of this 2264-nucleotide messenger RNA. It is a transcript of the gene fsd1l, whose product is annotated as fibronectin type III and SPRY domain containing 1-like. Lineage: Eukaryota; Metazoa; Chordata; Actinopteri; Siluriformes; Pangasiidae. Gene Ontology annotation, molecular function: protein binding. The transcript is spliced from 14 exons. The record is from RefSeq and is a predicted model, not a curated record. The coding region runs from base 145 to 1668 and encodes 507 amino acids.